Messenger RNA from Anopheles nili, 458 nucleotides. RefSeq names its product matrix metalloproteinase-14-like. Gene Ontology annotation, biological process: proteolysis; extracellular matrix organization; collagen catabolic process. The transcript has 3 exons. The coding region runs from base 33 to 458 and encodes 141 amino acids. The record is from RefSeq and is a predicted model, not a curated record. Gene Ontology annotation, cellular component: extracellular matrix. NCBI's taxonomy places the organism in Eukaryota, Metazoa, Arthropoda, Insecta, Diptera, Culicidae. Gene Ontology annotation, molecular function: zinc ion binding; metalloendopeptidase activity.
GGACAGUACUGCGCGCGGGAAACUGCUUAGUGAUGUUGCAACUUUGUCAUAUGGUCACGGUAGCAGUAACCAAACCGAUCGGGAUGGAGCAUCGAUUGAGCAAUGAGGAAAAGUUCCGGGACUUCGAUGACGCUACGUUACAAUAUUUGAUGAGCUUCGGGUAUCUGGAAAAAUCCAACAUCGAAACCGGGAACCUUCGCACGAUCGACGAGUUGGAAUCGGCGGUACGCAACCUGCAGCUGUUCGGAGGUCUCAAGCCCACGGGCACGAUCGACAAGGAAACGUACGAGCUGAUGAAGAAGCCGCGGUGUGGCGCACCGGAUCUGUCCGGCUCGCGGGACUUCCUGCCAUCGGACGACGCCCGGUUGGCGCGCAUGGUGGACACCGUGCUUCAUCGAUCCCGCCGAUACAUCAUCCAGGGCCAGAAGUGGCAGAACGGCAUCGUUACAUGGAGGUAA